Messenger RNA from Helicoverpa armigera (cotton bollworm), 1352 nucleotides. RefSeq names its product Vacuolar H[+] ATPase 14kD subunit 1 (gene Vha14-1). The transcript is spliced from 4 exons. Gene Ontology annotation, biological process: proton transmembrane transport. The record is from RefSeq and is a predicted model, not a curated record. Bases 115 to 492 code for a protein of 125 amino acids. Gene Ontology annotation, cellular component: proton-transporting V-type ATPase, V1 domain; membrane. Gene Ontology annotation, molecular function: proton-transporting ATPase activity, rotational mechanism. Lineage: Eukaryota; Metazoa; Arthropoda; Insecta; Lepidoptera; Noctuidae.
CAGGAGCACCAACCCAACGACAAAAACUAAAAAUCUAUUCAAGUCAGGUGACGAGCCCUUGUGACAGAUCUUAUUCCUUAAAAAUAUUAUAAAAAUCCCCAAAAAACAUUAAACAUGUCGAUGCACACAUUAGCCAACAAGGGAAAAUUGAUCAGCGUCAUCGGAGAUGAGGACACCUGCGUCGGCUUCCUGCUGGGCGGGAUUGGUGAAAUCAACAAGAACAGACACCCCAACUUCAUGGUUGUUGACAAAAACACAGCAGUCAGCGAGAUCGAGGAGUGCUUCAAGCGCUUCGUGAAACGGGACGAUAUUGACAUCAUUCUGAUCAACCAGAACAUUGCUGAGCUGAUCCGACACGUGAUCGACGCCCACACCGCGCCCGUGCCCGCUGUGCUCGAGAUCCCCUCGAAAGACCAUCCUUACGAUGCUAGCAAGGACUCCAUCCUGCGUCGUGCUAGGGGCAUGUUCAACCCCGAAGACUUGGUACGCUAAAACAAAUUUAUUGCAUGGUAUUGUUGUCUGCGCAUCAGACGGCACGUGUAUAUACGCCAGCUGUUUACCAACAUUACGAACUAACUACUAAUGUCAGCCAUCUACAUAAAGCGUGUUCACUACGUUUGAUGUUCAACAUGUCGAUCAAUCGAAUUAUAUCGUCACUAGAUUGAUCACAAAAUCGAUACAUAAAAAAAAUACUAUGUCAAUGUAUCAUCCAGCAAAAUAACGACGUAAUUGUAAUAUUCAAGAAAAAAUAUAAAUUCGGAAUUGUUUAACUGAAACUAUACAUACAUCUAUGGUUAUUCAGUCUGUCGUCUUACAUCUACUGGAUUUAACUAUAAAAUUUUAUAGCUGGCACAGAAGAACGUUUUGAUAGCUAUAAAAAACGUUAAUUAGAUCUUUCUUCCUUUUAAGUCGCCAUUUUGUUGAAGCGACAUCUAUGGGUCUUGACAAGAACUUGUCAUAAAUUCGCGCCAUUUUCCAACAUGUUGAACAUCAACGGUGUUACACGGCUUGACAGUUUUCAGUGUGCAAUUUUUUCAACUAAAGCAGUUCACUAAUACAUUCCACUUCCCAUAAACAUUUAUUUUAACUGUUACAGCGAAUGUUCCCGUUAUUUAAUGUGAUAAAAAUUAUUCAAAAAUGUAAGGUUGGAAGUCCAAUAAAGUGGCUCGCACCAUCUUGAAAUUUCGAUGUGUUAAAAUUAUUUAAUUGAAUGUAGGCACAAAAUAUAUCUAUUAUUACAUAUACUUAAUAUUAUUCAAUGCGACUUUAAUGUGUUUCCAGCCUAAAUUACAGAGUAUUAAUUAAUCAUUGUAUAGAUUUGUUGAACUUGUAUUAUAGAAUAUAAAAUACCA